AUGCGAUUAGGCUCAUUACGCACACUUAGCGUUCCGUUACAGGAUGAGCCGUCUUGGGUGACCGGAAAUCGGGUUGGCUCUGCUGUUUAUGAAAUUGUACACGGACAUAAUUUCGGUGCUUAUGAUAUUACUGGCAGAACCUAA
Molecule: messenger RNA, 144 nt
Organism: Haemonchus placei
Lineage: Eukaryota; Metazoa; Nematoda; Chromadorea; Rhabditida; Trichostrongylidae
Source: the annotation of a GenBank genome assembly